This is a messenger RNA of Aspergillus puulaauensis, 1356 nucleotides long. Its product is annotated as bZIP transcription factor. NCBI's taxonomy places the organism in Eukaryota, Fungi, Ascomycota, Eurotiomycetes, Eurotiales, Aspergillaceae. Gene Ontology annotation, biological process: circadian rhythm; regulation of DNA-templated transcription. Bases 1 to 1356 code for a protein of 451 amino acids. The record is from RefSeq and is a predicted model, not a curated record. Gene Ontology annotation, molecular function: DNA-binding transcription factor activity. The transcript is spliced from 2 exons.
AUGCCUCCGCGAAGUCAAGACAUAAGUACAGGCAAGGAGAAGCGGAAGCCUGUGCGACGUGACCCGGAGAAGAGGCGGCAGCAGAAUAUCCAAGCUCAGAGGAGAUAUCGAGAGAAACUCCGUGAGCGCUUGGAUCGCCUCGAAGCGCUUGCUGCACAGAACCAGGGUAGCGGUGCGCUUCCAGUGGCUCAAUCUACAAGUCAAUCAUCUGAGACAGGAGUAAUGUGUAGUUCCACUGGCUCUUCAGAUAAUGAGAUCCCAACGGACCUCCCGGUGUUUCCACCUUCGGACACAUCAUCUCUAUCCACGGGUUUAGACUGUGGACAACUUUAUCCUCAGUUCGAGGUUAGCCCAUCGGAUCUGGGCUUGUGGGACACUUCGUCAUAUAACCCACUAGCAAAUGAUCCGUCAAUGCUGAACAUGUGGGAUCCCACUACAUUAUCUUUGCAGCCGAACGACACCCUUUGGUGUCCAACGCCGAACGAUCAACGAUCAAACUCUACACGGUCCGAUGAAAUUACAUGGGAUCCUAUAGCUCAUGACCUACAUGAUUCUCUACUCUCGCCAGAAGUAUCAAAUGUCUCGGAAUCCAUAGCACUGGGCAAUGCUUCGCUCCCCUUCACUAAGAUACAAAACGACCCGUUAGGUUUAUCCUGGACGACCACAAUCCACUGUGGCUGCUUGAGACCGCACUUCCAAGUGCAAUCUUGUGGCUCACGCAAUUCUGCCAUGGGUCAGGUUAGGAUACUCACGGUGGAACCUAGUUCACCUACCGCAGAUCCAUACACCAACAAUCUUCGGGUUGACCAACUCUGCACUUUAACAGCACUAUUCUCGAUCGCAAUGCAUAUCAAAAUUUCCCAAGACGUAUUAUGUAACGAUGACCUACGCUCCCCAUUUUUCCAGCUUUGUGCAACAUCAGCAGACGCAUUGGCCAAAGCAAACAUGGUUACGGCGGUCAAGAAAAGCUUCAAAACAUUAAAGCCCGAUAUGAGACCGACCCACGAACAAAUCACCAUCGAUCACAGUCCAUACAUUGACAUUAUCCCCUUCCCGGGACUCCGUAAUAACCUCAUCAAACGCCAGGGAGAAUUUGACGAGGAUGAAUUCUUCCUGGACUUGCUUACGGGGCUAGUGUGCUGGGGAGGCGCAGGAGUUGGGAAGAGAGAUCGAAAUGCCUCUACUGGGAAGGUCUCGACUGGCACGCCGUGGGACCCUCGCAGCUGGGAGGGGCAGCAAUGGUUUGUGCAAAAGUACUGGCAUUUAUUAGGUGGUGAAGAGGGGGAUCUUGUUCGACAAACUGAGUGGUGGCGCAGUAUGAGAGGGGACGAUCCACUGGAUGUGGUAGAGGUAUAA